Coregonus clupeaformis (lake whitefish) is the source of this 3062-nucleotide messenger RNA. RefSeq lists its product as uncharacterized. Lineage: Eukaryota; Metazoa; Chordata; Actinopteri; Salmoniformes; Salmonidae. Bases 198 to 3062 code for a protein of 954 amino acids. The record is from RefSeq and is a predicted model, not a curated record. The transcript has 8 exons.
GAGAGCGUUGUGUCGUUUGAACGGGGAGCGGGAGCGGAAGUCUAUCGUGAGCUGUCCCGGCUGUUGUUGAAAACGGAAUAAAGACUGUUAUAUUUCAUCCCGUAACUAAAUCAACUAGCUAAAAAAUGCUUUAGAUGAUAAAAAAAAAAAUGUGAUAACGGACACAGACGGAGUUAAUGUUUUGAGUUCGACUAAAGAUGAACCGAGCAGGCCGACCGUUGUUCAUGAAGACAUACGGCAAACAGAACCGGAAGUUGGAGGCCUGGAUCUCCCCUGACAACCGGAAACAGGUUUUCGCCAGCACCUCUUCCUCUGACCUCUCCGUCGCCGAGCCCUCCAGCCCCAAACCCCCGGCCAGGAGAGGGAGAAAGAGAAGUACAGCGGAUGGCAGCAGAGCGAUGCGGCCAGCUAAAACGAAAACCCUGUCCUGGACAGCAGAUGGCAGUAGAGCGACGCGGCCAGCCAAGACCAAAGCCCUGUCCUGUCUGAGAGAGACGGACAGUGAUGAAGAGAACGUCUUCAUCGUCCCUCCUCCUCUUCCUCACACCCAGACCCAGCAGCAGAGCAGCAACACUGCCAGGAAGCCAGUGUUGAGGUGUGCUGGUAGGAAGGCCCAGCGUGUCGUGAGCACCAGUGAGAGUGAUGGAGAGACGGCCACCUCCAGGCAACAGAACCCCAAACGCCCCAAACACACCACCGCUAGAGCCAAGACACGCACACAUCCCUCUCCAGUGUUGGCUCCAGGGAGGUUUGUGACCCAUCGUAAGGGAGCAGAAACCGCCAAACACAAAGCCCCCAAGAGGAAACUCAGCGUUCUGCUGGCCCAGCUCAGCCUCAACUCCUCUGAUGACUUCGUUCAGGGUGGAGGACGAGGAGGAGGAGUGGCCCAGCGUGCCUUCCCUCGCCAUGCCACACAGGGGCGCCGCCGUGCCCUGGCCAGCGCUGACAGCUCAUUGGCUGAUCUGGGGAACAGCGGUGUAACCAACAGUAAAGGUUUCCCGAGAGAUAUCUCUCUGAAUGAAUCGUCCGAUCGCUCCUCGGGACCCUGCCACAGGAAACCUCUCUUCUCCUCCACCCCCAGCUCACGCUCCCUCCCUCCUCCACACCUCCUCCAUCCCUCCAUCUCUCCCUCCACCAGUGGCAUCAUCUCUCUGAGCACCACCCAGGAGGAGCUGGAUGUUCCAGAGGACCCCCUCCGUCCCUCUCUGUCUGCCUCACUCGCAGAGCCCCGUCCUGGGCUACGCCAGCUGUCACCCUUGGGACAGGCAUCGAGACAACCAGAGGUAGGAAACUGUGAAGAGCCAACUCGCCGUGGAUCAACCAGUCUGAGGAGUAGCAGUAGCCGGAAUGGAGGCUCAGUGAUCCAAGAUGGCGUCGGUGAUCAGCUGAGCCUGGAUCUGUUCUCUGUGGUUUCCUGUGAGCAGACUGGCCCAGACGGGGCCGGGGAGGAAACUGAGAGCGGCAGCCAUUUUGUGUCAGCAACAGUGGGACAGGAUUGGCUGGUUGAGGUAGUGAAGGAGAGGUGUCUGACACGCUGCUGUGUCGUACGGCUAGAGAGAGUGGACAAACCUCACGGCGACACCGCGUACUCAUCCUGCAUCGACCAUACACGGUCACACAACAGUGGGGGAUCUGUUGACCACACGCGGUCGGUGACUGGUGGUCAGUCCAUCGACCACUCAGAGAUCUGUGAUCCCUCCGGAGACCACACGGGGUCAGUGAAUGACAGUCAGUCUGGAGACCACAUACUCAACACCGAUCAGUCCGAUGUCCAGAUUCUCCCAGUGAAUGACGGUCAGUCUGCAGACCGUGCAGGCAACAGCGGUCGGUCUCUGGACUGUACAGUCUCUAUCAGCCAGACCAAUGAGGAGCCUGUCGGUCUGGAGGUCAGGGCGAAGCAGAGAUGUCUGACCACACACUGUCAGGUACAGCUGCAGAGGCUGACCGUAACCCGACCACACGGAGAGACCAGCCUGACCGUAUCCCGACCACACGGAGAGACCAGCCUGACCGUAUCCCGACCACACGGAGAGACCAGCCUGACCGUAUCCCGACCACACGGAGAGACCAGCCUGACCGUAUCCCGACCACACGGAGAGACCAGCCUGACCGUAUCCCGACCACACGGAGAGACCAGCCUGACCGUAUCCCGACCACACGGAGAGACCAGCCUGACCGUAUCCCGACCACACGGAGAGACCAGCCUGACCGUAUCCCGACCACACGGAGAGACCAGCCUGACCGUAUCCCGACCACACGGAGAGACCAGCCUGACCGUAUCCCAACCACACGGAGAGACCAGCCUGACCGUAUCCCAACCACACAGAGAGACCAGCCUGACCGUAUCCCGACCACACAGAGAGACCAGCCUGACCGUAUCCCGACCACACAGAGAGACCAGCCUGACCGUAACCCGACCACACAGAGAGACCAGCCUGACCGUAACCCAACCACACAGAGAGACUGCAUACUCCUCUUCCCUCGACCACACACGGUCAGAUAGUGAUCAGUGUUUAAAAAGCGACCAGUCCGGUGACCACAACACGCGGUCGGACAGCGGUGCAGCAGAUGACCACGCGCGGUCAGAGAACGUUCACAAGGAAAAGGACAGCCUUGUCCCUAAAGACAACGUUCCCAAAAGAAGGAAGGCGGGAGGUAUUCUCAGAGAGAGCAAGCGGAGGAGUGUGUCUCGGGAGCGUCCCGCCACCAGUAGGAAGGCGGGUGUGAGCGGUGUGAGUGGGAAUCGCUGGGGAAGGAGAGACGGGGCCCCCAACAGCAGAGCAGCGCCUCCCCCUGGCCGAGCCGGGGACUGCAGCCUUACUGACCUGCUGUCUGCUCAACAAACACACAAGAUAUCCAGUCUAUCAGACAGUAUAGUAUUGGGGACUCCAGUGCGUAGUAACAGACUCCAUCUGUCCUCUCUGCUGGUCAACCUCACUCCUGAUACACACAGCUGGAGUCGCCUCAAAGCUGCCCUCUCCCUACACAGGAAGACCAAAGCGUUCCUGACUCCUAAGACGCUGCCUCUCUACCUGCUGUCCUCUCCUGGGGGGCGGAGCUGA